AUGGAGCGACACAGUAAACCAUCGCCGAAUCGUAAACCUGCAUCAUCGCAGAGGGAGAAGACCUGGGACGCAGUGCGUAGGAGACUGAAAGAAUUCCCAUGCGACUCGAAGAGUGUGGAGACUGACGAGCAUCGAAGUUUCCCACGGCGCAGCAAAGCAUCUUCAUCGGCCCCGAUUAGUUCGCCUCUGGUGUUCCAGUCAAGGCAAAAUGAAGAAAGACAAAGCAGAGAGACUCAAGCACCGGCAAUACAACCGAGUCCUGACUGGAGCAGCGGAAGCCUACAGCCGGCCGGGUUGUUCAAUCGCGAAGCAACUCGUGGAAGCUUUUCUCUCGGAAGUAUAUUGAAUGCGUCAGACUCGAAUCGUCCAGAGGUUCCAUUCAAUGAAUCUCGUACUUCUCAUGACGAUCCUAUCCGGCUCGGUUUGAUCACCCUCUCGAUUGCUAUGUCUUUGUUUGCGAACUUCAUGACGAACCUCAACCCUUACAUAAGUCAACUGGACCCGCAGCUACAUACAUUUGACCGAGUCCGGCAACAGUCUCCAUUCUUGCUUACCGCAAUUCUAGCUGCAGCUGCUAAAGCUUUCAACCCAGCCCUUCACCAGAAGCUUCGUGACCACGCGGAAGAUAUCCUGAGCGACAGCUUUCGUACCGGUAUCAAGUCGGUCGAAACUGCCCAGGCGAUUAUGAUUAUGACAUAUUGGAAAGAGUCCGAGGACACCCGCGCCUGGAUGCUCUUGGGUUACGUGAUAAGGAUGGGCAUGGAGCUGGGUUGGGAUCGACUGACGUCGUAUUCCCCUCAACGUUCAGGCUCCGGGACGGAUCUUCAAAACCGCCAAGCAAGAAAUAUUGAAAGAACGUGGUUCGUUCUAUUUGUUUACGAUCGAAGUAUGAGCUUACAAACAGGAAAACCCUGGAUGAUCGAGCGAAGCGAGCUCAUCGAGUCUAUCGGGGCGUGGUGCAGGGACGCCAUGGCCACGCCUGGUGAUCGACUGCUUGAUGCGUUGGUCACAUUGCGUCUCUUGAGCUCCGAGGUCUUCAAGCUAUUGUGCCCAAGGUCGAGUAGAUUACGUGCAAGACAAUUGCAUAGCCUCGAAUCCCUACUUGCCAUUAUCAAAGGCAGGGUCGAAGAAUGGGAGUCGAGGUGGCUUCAGUUGGCAGAUAAAGACACUUGCCAUCCCUUCCUGAUCCAGUUUUAUGGCACUCACCUUCGACUCCAACUGUUCUCACUGCCCCUACAAGACAUGUUAGCACAGUCAGAGCAUAAUGUGUCUUAUCAUAUGGAAUCCUUCUGGGUUAGUUAUUCUAGUGCCUUGGAGAUGCUUCAUUUGAUAUGCCGUCAUUCAUCGUGGUUGUAUUUUGCUCAAGACUCUAUCCACGUAAUGACUGCCUAUAGCGCUGCAUUUCUGACCAAGCUCCUGCUGUCUACUUCGGACCCAAUAUCUCGCCAAAUUGAAGUCGACGUUCACAGCGCAAUCUCAGGCGCAGAGCUAGUGUUCUCUCAGCAGGCUGCGCCGUCAGGCUCAAGCUGUGCACUGCAGUCCAGGUUUCUCAGCAACAUGUUGGCUAGAGUAUCUAAGCACAUCGACAAGGAGGCAGUGAACAAAGAAACCAAUCCUUCCGAAUCUCAGAGCCAGCUUGGAACAAACAGGCAUGAAUACUUGGCUGGCGAUGCCGCAGCAGCUCCAGGCUAUAUCUGCAGCUAUACGGAAGGAGGGCAGACUUUGGGUUUCGCAGACGAUGAGACAUGGGCUGGUAUCAUGGCUGAAGCAGGCUUCAAUGCCCAAGACGGAGUAUUCUUCGCUUGA
This is a messenger RNA of Colletotrichum graminicola M1.001, 1806 nucleotides long. Its product is annotated as fungal specific transcription factor domain-containing protein. NCBI's taxonomy places the organism in Eukaryota, Fungi, Ascomycota, Sordariomycetes, Glomerellales, Glomerellaceae. Gene Ontology annotation, biological process: regulation of DNA-templated transcription; DNA-templated transcription. The record is from RefSeq and is a predicted model, not a curated record. The coding region runs from base 1 to 1806 and encodes 601 amino acids. The transcript has 6 exons. Gene Ontology annotation, molecular function: transcription cis-regulatory region binding; DNA-binding transcription factor activity, RNA polymerase II-specific; zinc ion binding. Gene Ontology annotation, cellular component: nucleus.